CUUUGCUCUAGUGGGCGGGUCUACAUCACUUCCUCGCGCAGUGGGAUAGUUUUCUGGUCGCUGCUAGCAACCUGCCGCCUGUAACUUCUCCUCUCCUCCGGACACUGUCAGUUUUUAAGCUGAGCUUCCUUCAACAUGUGUGCGAGGAUGAAGCCGUGCGGACGGUGAGCGCAGCGCGGCCCUCGGCUCGGUGUUUCCCCGGCUGCAUGGUGCUCUCCGACGGCCGUGGUUGCGGUUUGGCCUCCAGCCGCGGCUGCGAAUGAACUUCAUUUCUCAGCGUCGCCCAGCUCAGUUUAUUUUAUAAAAAUGGCGGUGUGGGGGACACUGUGAACUAAAUGACUGUCAGAAACAUCGCCUCCAUUUGUAAUAUGGGCACCAAUGCCUCCGCUCUGGAGAAAGACAUCGGCCCAGAGCAAUUCCCGAUCAAUGAGCACUACUUCGGGUUGGUCAACUUCGGAAACACGUGCUACUGCAACUCGGUGCUGCAGGCCCUCUACUUCUGCCGGCCUUUCCGGGAGAACGUGCUGGCCUACAAAGCCCAGCAGAAGAAGAAGGAGAACCUGCUCACAUGCCUGGCUGACCUUUUCCACUCCAUCGCCACGCAGAAGAAGAAAGUGGGCGUCAUUCCGCCCAAGAAGUUCAUCUCCCGGCUACGGAAGGAGAACGAUCUGUUCGACAACUACAUGCAACAAGAUGCCCACGAAUUCCUCAACUAUCUGCUGAACACAGUGGCGGACAUCCUGCAGGAGGAGAAGAAGCAGGAGAAGCAGAACGGGCGCCUGAAGAACAACGGCACGGCUGUCACCUCCGAGGCCGAGAUGGAGAACAAAACGGAGCCCACAUGGGUUCAUGACAUCUUCCAAGGCACACUGACCAAUGAGACGCGGUGCUUAAACUGUGAAACAGUUAGCAGCAAAGACGAGGACUUCCUGGACCUUUCUGUGGACGUGGAGCAGAACACAUCAAUAACACACUGUCUCAGGGACUUCAGUAACACAGAGACUUUGUGCAGUGAAUACAAAUACUACUGUGAAACAUGCUGCAGUAAGCAAGAAGCACAGAAACGGAUGCGAGUGAAGAAGCUUCCUAUGAUCCUGGCGCUACACCUGAAGAGGUUCAAGUACAUGGAGCAGCUGCACCGCUACACCAAGCUCUCCUAUCGGGUGGUUUUCCCUCUAGAGCUCCGCCUCUUCAACACGUCUGGGGACGCGGUAAACCUGGACCGCAUGUACGACCUGGUGGCGGUGGUGGUUCACUGUGGGAGCGGCCCCAACAGAGGUCAUUACAUCACCAUAGUGAAGAGCCACGGCUUCUGGCUUCUGUUCGACGACGACAUAGUGGAGAAAAUCGACGCCCAGGCCAUCGAGGAGUUCUACGGACUCACCUCGGACAUUUCCAAGAACUCCGAGUCGGGAUACAUCCUCUUCUACCAGUCGAGGGAGUGACGCCGGCGCCGGAUCAGCGACUGAGUUACUUUUUACUUACCUUUUUUAGGAUAAGAGACCCAGACGUUCCACAUCCACUCCCUGCUUCUC
Molecule: messenger RNA, 1535 nt
Organism: Poecilia latipinna (sailfin molly)
Lineage: Eukaryota; Metazoa; Chordata; Actinopteri; Cyprinodontiformes; Poeciliidae
Gene: usp46
Product: ubiquitin specific peptidase 46
Exons: 9
Coding region: 336-1445 (369 amino acids)
Biological process (GO): protein deubiquitination
Cellular component (GO): cytosol; nucleus
Molecular function (GO): cysteine-type deubiquitinase activity
Source: RefSeq, a predicted model, not a curated record